Molecule: messenger RNA, 369 nt
Organism: Protopolystoma xenopodis
Lineage: Eukaryota; Metazoa; Platyhelminthes; Monogenea; Polystomatidea; Polystomatidae
Source: the annotation of a GenBank genome assembly
AUGAAAAAUCCACGUCCCUGUGCAGAUUCCGAGAGCAAAUUCGGAUUCCACUGCAUUGAGGUCGGCGAGGGCUACUAUUGUGCAGACAAAUUGAGCGAUCCGAUGAGUGAGCGGUUUGCCGGACCAAAGGACGGCAUCGUCAGCUUCGACAACUUCCUGUACUCCAUGCUGACGGUGUUUGUGUGCAUCACCAUGGAGGGCUGGACAACCACCGGCUACUGGGUUAGCAGUUUGUCCAUUAACAGUGAAGUUGUAGUUGUCCUUCUGCCUCGGCUAAGGUUUGGGCUGCCCCAGCGGCUGCCCUUAGAGGAUGUCACGUCAGCAGGCAGACACUAUUUCUUAGUACAGUGGUUCCAAAACUUUUCCUAG